AUGGCUGUGUUCAAGUUCGCUGUGGGUCUGCUGGCCCUGUUGCUGGUGUCCUCUGCCUGGGCUGAGGAGGAGAUUCUUCCUGUGUCUGAGAUUCUUCACAGAGCCAACACCGGUAUAACACAUGAUGCUGAUGAGCUUGAACUGCUGGAUGACAUCGCCGUGGACAACGAGAAUGACAGGAACGCUGACCCCUGCACCUCCCGCGGCUGCAUGUGGCCAAAGUCCAGUGAUGGAAAUGUCUACGUGCCCUACGUCAUCAGCAGGGACUUCUCUUCCUGUGAGAUGUCCAUCAUCCAGCGUGCCCUGGACUCCUUCGCCUCUAACACCUGCAUCUGCUUCAAGUCCCGCCGAUCUGAGAGGGACUACAUUGGCAUCUACUCCAAGAAUGGGUGCUACUCCUACAUUGGCCGCCGUGGCGGUCAGCAGGUUGUGUCCCUAAACCGCAGGGGUUGUCUGUACCACAACACCGUUCAGCACGAGCUGCUCCAUGCCCUGGGCUUCAACCACGAGCAGACCCGCAACGACCGUGACAACCACAUUCGUGUGAUGUGGGAGAAUGUUGUUGAAGACAUGAAGCACAACUUCAACAAGAAGAGCACCCUCAACCAGGGAACUCCCUAUGACUACAACUCUGUCAUGCAGUACAGCAAAUACGCCUUCUCCAAGAACAACCGCCCCACCAUGGUGCCCAUUCCCAACAACAACGUUGAGAUUGGCAAGGCCGGUCAGAUGAGCCAGAAUGACCUCAACAGGCUCAACAGGCUGUACAAGUGCUGUGAGUAG
Messenger RNA from Alosa alosa (allis shad), 783 nucleotides. RefSeq names its product high choriolytic enzyme 1-like. Gene Ontology annotation, molecular function: metalloendopeptidase activity; zinc ion binding. The coding region runs from base 1 to 783 and encodes 260 amino acids. The transcript has 7 exons. Gene Ontology annotation, biological process: proteolysis. NCBI's taxonomy places the organism in Eukaryota, Metazoa, Chordata, Actinopteri, Clupeiformes, Clupeidae. The record is from RefSeq and is a predicted model, not a curated record.